Molecule: messenger RNA, 2193 nt
Organism: Aspergillus ruber CBS 135680
Lineage: Eukaryota; Fungi; Ascomycota; Eurotiomycetes; Eurotiales; Aspergillaceae
Product: transient receptor potential ion channel family protein
Exons: 2
Coding region: 1-2193 (730 amino acids)
Biological process (GO): fungal-type cell wall biogenesis; transmembrane transport
Source: RefSeq, a predicted model, not a curated record
AUGCGAUUAAUAUCUCUCUUUACCUGGUUCUUCGUCGCGCUCCUCGCGCAAUUCGGAGGUGCCACCAAGCUCAUUGAAUCCAAUGCCCUCAGUCUCUGCCAGGACAGCAACAAUUUCACGGCAACCUACUUCAGUGUCACCUUUACUCCCAACAACCAUUCGCUCGCUUUUGCUUUCGAUGGUGUCGCUGCGAUUUCCGGCAAGGUUAAGGCAGAAAUCGUCCUUACGGCCUAUGGUUACACGGCCUUGAGAAAGGAGUUGGACCCUUGUGAGAUGGGUCUCGCCGGUCUCUGUCCCAUGCAGACCGGCCCCAUUGAUGUGCCCAGGGCCAAUCUCGAUCUUCCAGAGAAUGUCGUCUCUCAAAUCCCCAGCAUCGCAUAUACCGUUCCCGACCUCGACGCUAAUGUCCGUAUCUACAUCAACUCCACCGAAACGGGCGAGAGUAUUUCUUGCCUCGAGGCACGUCUGUCUAAUGGACAAACGGUUUACCAAAAAGGUGUUGGUUGGACGACUGCCGUCAUCUCUGGAUUGGGUCUAACGGCGUCUGCCAUUACAUCCGGUCUCGGACACUCCAACACCGCCGCUCACGUGGCGGCCAAUGCCUUGUCUCUGUUCGGCUUCAUGCAGUCUCAGGCUCUGUUUGGCAUGGUGGCCGUCCAUAUGCCCCCGAUUGUCGAAUCGUGGACGCAGAACUUCCAGUGGAGUAUGGGUAUCAUCCGUAUAGGCUUCUUGCAAACCAUUUGUACCUGGUAUCAGCGUUCGACAGGAGGUACCCCAUCGACCGUUCUUUCGGAAUUGUCGACCACAUCCGUUCAGGUGCUCAAGCGUUCCGUUGACCCAUCUCUUGCGCUCAUGAAGCGUGCUGCUGAGCCGUUGCUCAAGAGAGAGGCUGAGUCGCAGAAGGCCACUCAGAAGACUACCGUUGUCCGUGGUAUCAAGCGUGUUGGAUUCGAAGCCGGUAUUGAAGAGACCAACAUCUUCCUGACCGGUCUGAUCUUCUUCGUCUUCUUCGUGGCGGUCGUCAUGUUUAUCGUGGCCAUCUUCAAGGGUGUUUGCGAGCUCCUCGCCAAGAACGGCAAGAUGAAGAGUGACAAGUUCUCGGACUUCCGUAAUGGGUGGAAAGUUGUGGCUCGAGGCAUCCUGUUCCGUUUGACCUUGAUCGGUUUCCCGCAAAUGGUUGUGCUGUGUCUUUGGGAAUUGACCCACCGUGAUUCGGUCGCCGAGAUCAUUCUGGCCAUCAUCAUGAUCGUGUCGAUGGUUGCUGCAUUGGGUUGGGCGGCUGUCAAGGUUAUCCGCCUCGCCAAGCGCUCCAUCACCAUGCACCGGAACCCGGCCUACAUCCUCUACUCGGACCCCACCUGUUUGAACAAGUGGGGCUUCUUGUACGUGCAGUACCGCGCGACGGCCUACUACUUUGUCAUCCCUGUCCUCAUCUAUAUCCUCGUCAAGGGCAUGUUCAUCGGUCUGAGCCAGCCGGCCCCCAUCGUCCAGACGGUGGCCUUUGUCAUCAUCGAAGCGGCCAUGCUCAUCGCCGUCAGUGUGCUGCGCCCCUGGAUGGACAAGAAGACCAACAUCUACAACAUCACGAUCCAGGCCAUCAACUUCCUUAACGCCAUCUUCCUGCUCUUCUUCGCUCAGGUCUUCAACCAGCCUGGUCUUGUCACGGGUGUGAUGGGUGUUGUCUUCUUCGUCUACAAUGCCGUGUUCGCUUUGGUUCUGUUGAUUCUGGUCCUGAUUGCCUCCAUCUACGCCAUCGUGUCCAAGAACCCGGACACCCGCUACCAGCCGAUGCGCGAUGACCGUGGCUCGUUCAUCAAAUCGCAGACCCAGCUCACCACCGAAUUGGAUGCCCUGGGUGCCACCGCUCGUGGGGAUGCCAAGGGCUCUGCUUACAAUUCCAGCCCCUUUGAGGACGAUGACUCCUUCUCCAGCGGCAAUGGGGCUAGCGUCAGCCGUCAAAACCUGGAAGCACCGCACUCGGCCACGUCGCCCCACAGUGCCACCGGCGGUGUUCCUGUCUCCCCUGUGGACCCAUCAGUGCCUCUGUUCCCAAGUGACAACCGCGGGCCGCCUCCCAGCUACAAUGGCAUGCGGUCGCCUUCGCCGGUCCCAAGAGGGUAUAACGCAUCGCCCUUCCAGCGGAAUCAAAACAAUGCAAGUCCAUGGCAAAGAGGAGCCGGUUACGAUCAUUAA